Molecule: messenger RNA, 2099 nt
Organism: Agrilus planipennis (emerald ash borer)
Lineage: Eukaryota; Metazoa; Arthropoda; Insecta; Coleoptera; Buprestidae
Product: transcriptional coactivator YAP1-A
Exons: 5
Coding region: 254-1516 (420 amino acids)
Biological process (GO): positive regulation of transcription by RNA polymerase II; hippo signaling
Cellular component (GO): nucleus; cytoplasm
Molecular function (GO): protein binding; transcription coactivator activity
Source: RefSeq, a predicted model, not a curated record
AGGAACGAAGACACAGGUGUGUCGUGUCGCGGUCAUGCAUUCCAUAGCAAUAGCAGAGCAAUCUGUCAGGCAAAGGCUCGGCUCACGGAAGCCAAAACGAGUCCGUGGCUGACCUGUUUGCAUUUACAUCAGACGGUCAUAACCGCUCCCGUACCCCGAAGAUCCUCGGGGACAAAAUAAACAGUGUCGUGUAUGUGAGUGUUAUUAAGUGUGGGAAAGGUAGUGUUAGUGCGAGUCGAUUUUGGUGCCUAAAAUGGCAUUAAACCAAGACGAAUCGAGUAAACAGGUGGUGCGGGUAGACCAAGACUCGGAGACAGACCUGCAAGCGCUAUUUGAUAGCGUUCUUAAACCGGAUUCUAAAAGGCCAUUGCAGGUGCCAUGGAGCAUGCGGAAGCUACCGGACUCUUUCUUCAACCCACCGUCCACGGGCUCCAAGUCUAUCAAUCAUUCGCGUGAGAACUCUGUCGAUUCCGCGUUCGGGUCAUCUAGCGGGGGCGGUAGCACCACGACCGCUGCCGUCAACACGGUCCCGCUUCAAAGUGCUCACCAUCGAGCUCAUAGUUCGCCUGCUUCUUUACAGCAAACUUAUGCCGUUGGACAACAACAAACUGCUGCUACACACCACCACAUCAAGCAACGUUCCUACGACGUAGCUAGUAAAUCGGAUGAUACCACCCCUUUGCCUCCCGGUUGGGAACAAGCCCGCACCCCGGAGGGACAGGUAUAUUACCUCAAUCACAUAACUCGCACAACAACUUGGGAGGAUCCUAGAAAAUCAUUAGCAGCUCAGGUGGCAUCUCAACAACACCAAAGUGCGGAACAACUACUUACAUCUCACCAAGUUUCACCCACACAAUCACAAACAAAAACAAGUACAGAAGUUGAUUUGGGGCCUUUGCCUGAAGGUUGGGAGCAAGCUCAAACUCCGGAGGGAGAAAUUUAUUUUAUUAACCAUCAAACCAGGACUACGUCGUGGUUUGACCCGAGGAUACCUCAACAUCUACAAAGAACUCCUGGUAUAGUUCAACCGCAAUGGCAUGCCACUAGCUCACUGUCCCCUCAAUCGUCACCAGCUAAACAACAGCAAUUACGUUUACAAUUAUUGCAACUAGAACGAGAGCGUCUUAAACAGCGGCAACAAGAGAUUAGACGUCAACAAGAAUUAAUGCUAAGGGGUAGCAAUACAGAGCUACCUAUGGAUCCCUUUUUAUCUAGCUUGACUGACCAUUCUCGUCAAGAAUCAGCUGAUAGUGGUUUAGGUAUGGGAACAUCAUAUUCAAUGCCACAUACUCCGGAAGAUUUUUUAGCUAAUAUGGAUGAUAACAUGGAAGUUGGAAGUGAAACACAUAAUUUAGAUACUCCAGAUAUUUCUUCGUUAAGUGAUAACAUAGAUUCGACAGAUUUAGUGCCUUCUCUGCAACUGGGCGAAGAAUUCCCUAGCGUUAUUUUGGACGAUGUACAGAGUCUUAUAAAUCCGGCAACAACAAGGUCGGACAAUGGUCUAAUUUGGUUGUAAUGCCAGUCAAUGUGUGCCUGGUUGUUCUAUUCGAAUCCAUUAAAUUUUUCAGAGUACAGUUUACAGUAUUUCGGUUCUGAAUUUUCGAAAAUAUUGUUCAUGAAAGUUAAUCAUUUCUUUACGUAAUUGUUUUAAACCAGUGUUAGAACUCUCCACAUCAGCUGAAGUACUGUUUUCUGUGAACUGUUUUUCUUAAUUGGUUUUUGCAAUAAAUCGUUUUAUAUGCGCUUUCGAACGGCAAUAAUUAAUAUCUGUGUACAAUUAAGACGUUACGAUACCGUUAAAUUUGGUUAUAACAGUUUUUUAUUUGAUAUAAUAUAAAAUUGUUAUUUUACUGUUUGGUAGAUUUACAAAUUUUAUACAUAUUAUGUAGUUUUCGAUUAUACAAUUUUAGCAUGUGGUAAACGUAUAAGGCCUAAAGUAAAUUACUAAAUUUUAUCACUUCAAUCAACCGCCUUAUGAUAUGAUAUACAUAUUAAAGUACAAUGUCAACUUUUUAUAAAUACUUAUUAACUCACGAAUCAUUUAAGUCUGAAUGAAAUGUGUAGGGAGUCCUAAACGAAAUAGCUGCUGCCUAAAAAAA